This is a messenger RNA of Leptonychotes weddellii (Weddell seal), 5953 nucleotides long. RefSeq names its product mitogen-activated protein kinase 8 (gene MAPK8). NCBI's taxonomy places the organism in Eukaryota, Metazoa, Chordata, Mammalia, Carnivora, Phocidae. Gene Ontology annotation, molecular function: MAP kinase activity; ATP binding. The record is from RefSeq and is a predicted model, not a curated record. Gene Ontology annotation, biological process: protein phosphorylation.
GACGUGGGCGGGCGUGCGCGGUGACGGCCCGCGUCCCUGUUACUCAGCGGAGCGGCCGAGGCCGGACGACGCGGCCAGGAGUGCGGAGCCGCGAGCAGCCCUGGGUAACGGCCGUAGCGACCGCCCGGACGGCGCCAGUCCCGCCGGAGGGCUUUCCUGUCGCCGUUCGCUGCGUUGCGGGCUUCUUGGUGACUAUUUGGAUGAAGCCAUUAAAUUAAUUGUUUGCCAUCAUGAGCAGAAGCAAGCGUGACAGCAAUUUUUAUAGUGUAGAGAUUGGAGAUUCUACGUUUACAGUCUUGAAACGGUAUCAGAAUUUAAAACCUAUAGGCUCAGGAGCUCAAGGAAUAGUAUGUGCAGCUUAUGAUGCCAUUCUUGAAAGAAAUGUUGCAAUCAAGAAGCUAAGCCGGCCAUUUCAGAAUCAGACUCAUGCUAAACGGGCUUACAGAGAGCUAGUUCUUAUGAAAUGUGUUAAUCACAAAAAUAUAAUUGGCCUUUUGAAUGUUUUCACACCACAGAAAUCCCUAGAAGAAUUUCAAGAUGUUUACAUAGUCAUGGAGCUCAUGGACGCAAAUCUUUGCCAAGUGAUUCAGAUGGAACUAGAUCAUGAAAGAAUGUCCUACCUUCUCUAUCAGAUGCUGUGUGGAAUCAAGCACCUUCACUCUGCUGGAAUUAUUCAUCGGGACUUAAAGCCCAGUAAUAUAGUGGUAAAAUCAGACUGCACUUUGAAGAUUCUUGACUUUGGACUGGCCAGGACUGCAGGAACUAGUUUUAUGAUGACACCUUACGUAGUGACUCGCUACUACAGAGCACCUGAGGUCAUCCUAGGGAUGGGCUACAAAGAAAACGUUGACAUUUGGUCAGUUGGGUGCAUCAUGGGAGAAAUGAUCAAAGGUGGUGUUUUGUUCCCAGGUACAGAUCAUAUUGAUCAGUGGAAUAAAGUUAUUGAACAGCUUGGAACACCAUGCCCUGAAUUCAUGAAGAAACUACAGCCAACAGUAAGGACUUAUGUUGAAAACAGACCUAAAUAUGCUGGAUAUAGCUUUGAGAAACUCUUCCCCGAUGUACUUUUCCCAGCUGACUCGGAACACAACAAACUUAAAGCCAGUCAGGCAAGGGAUUUGUUAUCCAAAAUGCUGGUAAUUGAUGCAUCUAAAAGGAUCUCUGUAGAUGAAGCUCUCCAGCACCCGUAUAUCAAUGUUUGGUAUGAUCCUUCUGAAGCAGAAGCUCCACCACCAAAGAUACCUGACAAGCAGUUAGAUGAAAGGGAACAUACAAUAGAAGAAUGGAAAGAGUUGAUAUACAAAGAAGUUAUGGACUUGGAGGAGAGAACCAAGAAUGGAGUUAUAAGGGGGCAGCCCUCUCCUUUAGGUGCAGCAGUGAUCAAUGGCUCUCAGCAUCCAUCAUCAUCAUCGUCUGUCAAUGAUGUGUCUUCAAUGUCAACAGAUCCGACUUUGGCCUCAGACACAGACAGCAGUCUAGAAGCAUCAGCCGGACCUCUGGGCUGCUGUAGAUGACUACUUGGGCCUCGGGGUGGGGGGGUAGGGUGGGGGGGGUGGGGAGUCAUUGAGUCAUUGAUAGAACUACUUUGAAAACAAUUCAGUGGUCUUAUUUUUGAGUGAUUUUCAAAAAUGUAGAAUUCAUUUUGUAGUAAAGUAGUUUAUUUUUUUUAAUUUCAAGUGAUGUAAUUUAAAACUUAAGUUGUGUUUUAAAACAGCAACAAAACUGUAUUGUAUUUUCGCUGUAAUUAACUGUAUAAUGUAAACCUAAUUAUUUUAUCAUGGUUUAAAAUUUUUGCAUAUUUGCUUUAUCUUAUGCUGCUGAUUUUUUUUUUUUUUACUGAAUUUGUAAGAUUUUGUUUAUCAAAGCAACUAUUAUGUGGUGACUUGCCUAUAUCAUGAAUUAUUUAAGAUUUUUAUAGUUUUUUUUAUUAGAACUUUAUUUCAAAUGUUUUGUUCAUGAUGUUAUCCUUCAGGGUUAUGUGCUUAUCAAUGAAAUAACCCCAGAGGAGUGAGGGAAAAUAACCUGUAGCCAGUUGUAUUCAGGAAUAACUACUGUAAAUGAUGAACGUGUUAAAAAACCUCCAAUAUUUGCUACUUGCCAAUCCUAAUUUAAUUACAAUUGGUAGGUAUCUUACAUUGUUUUUUGGCAAAAGCCCCAUCAUCUAAAUGGCAGAAUAACUCAGAGCAUGUCUUUGAAGAUGCUGGGUGUCUACUACCGCCCUCCUAUUCCCCCACCCCAUACAACAAAAGUUAAGUAAAAAGAUUAUGGUAUUUUCUGCAAAUUUGUGGCAUGCUCAAAGCUUAUGAUCACAUAAAGUCAAGAGGAUACUUCAUGAAUAAUACAUUUCAAUGCAAAUAAACAGAUGGUUCACUUCUACUAGCUAUGAGCCUGUUUUUCUGUACACUGAGUUAAUCUACUCAGGCUGUAGGUCCCAGCAGUGGUCUAGAGUCUGGUCUUUCCCUUUCCUGCAGCCUCAGGCCCUUGGACCUUUCUGGUUUCCUAUCACAGUAUCAGUCAGUUGAGCACCAGUUCUCAAGGUGUUUCUGGCCAUUUGAUUCUACCUGUAGCAUAAUCAUAUUUAUACUAGCUGUUGGGAGGUUCCAAAGCCUACUUCAGUUUCUGUAGGUGAUGUAUCAAAUGAGCAAUAUACCGUUCAUCUGAAAAUAGUAGCACACAGCCAUAUAUAGGAUAUCAUUUUCUAAGGACUGUUUCUUCACAUUGAGCAGAGCAGGCAUAAGUGGUGGUGAUUUAGUCUGAGUCUUUGUUUUUUUAUACCUGAUUUUCAAUAAAACAUGCAAUGUGGAUGUUGAGUAGUGUAAGAAUGGUGCUGCUCCUGACAAGUGUAUGUUAACUGUUUACAUUUUAUACCUGCAGGAUUCUUUCUCCACAACUGAAUUAUUCUUAAGUAAAUGUCAUUGAAGUCUCAUUAUCUCUGAAAUACAUUCUCUGUAUUGCCCCCAGGCACCUUUUGUUAUUUUUGGAACAAGAGGGAUUUCAUGUAAUGAACUAGGAAAUGCAUACUUAAGUAAGUGACAAGGUUCUAGGCAGAAAGCCCAUGGGAAUUCAUGACCAACAGGACCAAGAACUGGUGCAUCUCAAUAUGCAGUGUCUGAUAGUUCGCUUGGCAUGUUAUUCGUAUAUUUAGUGCAAAAUUCCUUUUGAGUUAGGUAUUUUAGGUUAUUGUUAAUGUGCAAUAUUUAGGAUUAAAAUACAUUAGGCUUUUUCUAUGCUUUGAAAUAGCAAGUUUGUUUUUGACGGUUUCAAGUCGUGAUUUCUAGCCUCUUGAAGUUGUCAGCCUUUUUAUCAAUCCCUUUUCUACUCAUACAACAUGGUGCAUUAAUUUUAUUAAGCACAUUAGAGUUUUGAGAUUAUAACACCUCUUGAAUUACAGAAACAGAAUUGGAUUUACGAUUUUAGCAGAAAUUUGAGCAUGAGUGUGUUCUUAGUUUAUAUUUGGCAGUUAAUCAGCUUUAUUUUCCCUGAGAUAGAUUGUUUCGCUGUUGCACUUUAACAGCUGACAUGCUUUCAGAAGUUUCCCAUAUUUUCUGUUUGAUUCUAGUAAGCCAUCUCUGUUGAUUAGAGAUCUUGCUUAAGCAAGGAAAACCAGGUGUUCUUACUGUAUUAUUUGUUAAAUGCCAGCUCCCCUUUGCCAACCAGCGUGCUUCAGUUGAUGCAGAGAAAAGCAACUCUUAUUAGUUAGCAUAGACUAAAAUACUGAACAAAUUCUAUCCUGAAAACAAAGGCUGUUAAUUGUUGCGUGCCCUGGGUUUUUAAAAUGCAGUAUCUAAAUACAGCUUUCCCUCGUCUCUUAAAUCUGUUAAGCUAAAGAUGUACUGGUUCUUUUGAUUUUACAAGCUUUUUGAACCUUUAAAACAUCUUAAACAUUGUGUGUUGUUUUUUUUUAAGAGAAAUUACAAAUAAGAUUUCUGUCAAGCAGUACUUAUGUAAAGCCACCUUGCUUCUCUUAUAACUUUGGUUUUCAACAUUAUAUAUUUAAUAUACCCAUUGUCCCUUACUGUCAGAAAAUUAUUUUGAUUUAUUAUUCAACUUUCUAUCAUUUCAUUAUUCAGCUUUGUAGGAAAGAGACACUAAUUCUUUCUACAUAGUUCUUCCUGGUUACUACUCUGUUACUCUCUAAUGUAUACUGACCAUUUGUAAAAUAAUUGUGUUGUUGGGAUUGCUUAUUUAUAAUAUACAUAAAUAGAGCAUCUCAACUCUUUCAUACUGUUUGCUGAACAGUUCUCGUUUUGUCACACGCCGUUGGCUGCUGAUUGUUCCUGGUAUGCACUCUUCCAGGUUGGUUCAAGGCACAGUGCUUCACACCAGACUUCCUAAGAGAAAUGCCAGCCUCUUAAAUGAGGAGGCUACCCACACAGCCCCCUUCAUAGUACAGAGAAGCCUGAUGGUAUGCAAAGCAGCAAACUUUACUGUAAGCCCUUUCAUUAUUCUCUUCCAUGUUAAUCCUGCUGUUUUGUCUAAGAAGAUAAAGAGGACAUCAGUGUCUGAUAGUGAGAUCAGAAGCGGGCAAGUGAAACUGUUUUGGGGUUACAGAUAAGACUUGGUUUACACUGUCGGCCAGUAUGUGCUAUACAUAUGAAGACAUAACUACUCAAUGUUGCCUAGGCACAAGCCUGCACAACAUUCUGAGGUAAAGACAUAGUCUAUUUUCAAAAAUACUGUUGUAGUUUGUGAGUGUUAUUCAUUAGUCACACAUUAGCUGUAGAGUGAAUGCAUGAAGCCCCAUAACCCCAGUAAACUCUUCUCAGUAGAAAAAGCAAACACCACUGUUCUGUCAUUAGCAGCCCUCUUAAAUGUUGCCUCCGUAUCCUUUACAUGUUAGUGUACAUUGUGUUUCUAUGAUCUCUCUUAGGUUUUUCCUGAAUCAGAGGAAACUAAUUUUUCCUUAAUAGCAAGAAAGAUAAAGAGGUAAAGGGCAUUGAAGCAGAAAUGUAUAGUUUGGGGUACGAUUAGAAAACUCACAAGGAAAACAAACGUCCUAAUUAAUUUCAAACUAACUGCUCUUAGUUAAGUGCUCUUAAGGAGAGUCUCGUAAGAGUAACAAUUUCUGGCCAUUUCUAGUUUAGAUUCUCUUCGUUCCUGAAACUUCUGAGAAAUAUUACCUGUGGAUUAGUUUUGCACAAUGUUCUAUUCUCACAAUAAUUUACAAAUUAAACUAGGUUUUUAUUGAACUACCUCACACUAAUUUUCUAUGCUUUCCCAAGUAAGCUAUUGCCCUUAUUGUAAGCUCUUUACUGAGUGUGAAUUAUAAAUGUGUGUUAAAUACUUUAUAGCCAAUGUUGACACAAUACCAGUAAGUGUGUAAAAUAUAUACCUUGCAUCAGUAAGAGAGACUCACAUGGAAAAUCUUUCACUGUAUAUCUUGGAAAAUUGUGUUAGAUGUGUUCGUUGGACAUUAUUACUGUCUGUUUUUAUAAGUAGAAACCUGCUCGUGGUAUCAGUCCAUUCUUUACAUUUUACAAAAGGAAUAAAUCUUAGUAAAUUUUACGAAGAAAUAAAUUACUUUUGUAGGCCCGAUAUUUGGUAUAUUUUUGAGAAGCUCUUAAUCUUUUAGCUGAAUGAUGAAGUUAAACUGAACUAGCUGUCUACCUGGACUGUGACAUCUAUUUUCUCAUUACAGUUUAUCCUGUUCAACGGGUUUUAAAACCUGGAAACCUGCAUAUGAUAAUUGACAUUUGUUUCUCUCCCUCUAUGAUACCGUUCCUUCUUCAUUCCUGUUCCUUCCCUGUGUUCCAUUCCCUCUCCUCUCCUCUUCUCUCCUCUAGACAAAACAAAAUGGGGCACUUUGUAGGGAAUGCUGAGAUAAUUAUUGUGGUUUUUAAUCAUUCAUGCCCUAGUCAUUAAACAUGCACCACUGGAAUGUAAACAUUGUUACCUAGUAUGUUAAUUGGUUAUAAUAUUUUAAAUAAAAAAGAAAAAAGUGGUAUGAAAAAUA